UCUCCCGGCGUGCCCCGCGCCGCCGCCGCCGUGGGUGCGGGCCGCUCGCCGCCGCGCUGCUCUGCGUUCCCCGGUCCGACCGCCCUGCCCGCCGCCGCCAUGGGCUCUCUGCUCAGCCGGCGCAUCGCGGGCGUGGAGGACAUCGACAUCCAGGCCAACUCGGCCUAUCGCUACCCGCCCAAGUCCGGAAACUACUUUGCAAGUCACUUCUUUAUGGGAGGCGAGAAGUUUGACACCCCUCACCCUGAGGGCUACCUUUUUGGCGAGAACAUGGAUCUAAACUUCCUCGGGAAUAGACCUGUUCAGUUUCCCUAUGUAACUCCAGCUCCACAUGAGCCAGUGAAGACACUGAGAAGUUUGGUGAAUAUCCGCAAAGACUCUCUCCGACUUGUGAGGUAUAAAGAUGAUGUUGACAGUCCUACUGAGGAGAAUGGGAAGCAGAAAGUCCUGUACAGCCUGGAGUUCACAUUUGAUGCGGAUGCCCGUGUUGCCAUCACAAUCUACUGCCAGGCUACAGAAGAGUUUGUUGGUGGCAUGGCAGUAUACAGCACAAAGAAUCCCUCUCUGCAGUCGGAGACGGUUCAUUACAAGAGAGGGGUAAGCCAGCAAUUCUCCCUGCCUUCCUUCAAGAUUGAUUUCUCAGACUGGAAGGAUGAUGAGCUGAACUUUGACUUGGAUCGUGGCGUGUUCCCUGUGGUCAUCCGAGCGGUAGUGGAUGAAGGGGAUGUGGUGGUUGAGGUGACGGGUCAUGCCCAUGUUCUUCUGGCUGCAUUUGAAAAGCACGUUGAUGGCAGUUUUUCCGUGAAGCCGUUAAAACAGAAGCAGAUCGUUGACCGGGUGAGCUAUCUGCUUCAGGAGAUCUACGGCAUUGAGAACAAAAACAACCAAGAGACCAAGCCUUCAGAUGAUGAGAACAGCGACAACAGCAACGAGUGUGUGGUUUGCCUGUCUGACCUCCGCGACACCCUCAUUCUGCCCUGCAGACACCUCUGUCUCUGCAAUUCCUGUGCUGACACCCUGCGCUACCAGGCCAACAACUGCCCCAUCUGCAGGCUGCCCUUCCGUGCCCUGCUGCAGAUCCGGGCUGUGAGGAAGAAGCCGGGGGCUCUGUCGCCGGUGUCAUUCAGCCCUGUCUUGGCACAGAGUGUUGACCAUGAUGAGCACUCUUGUCCCUUUAAACCCCUUAAAGUGAGCACUGUCUCACUGCCCAGCAGGAAACCUAGAAGGGAAACAAGCUCUGACAACAUCCCUCCGGGCUAUGAGCCCAUUUCCUUGCUGGAAGCGCUGAAUGGCCUUCGCUCUGUUUCCCCGUCCAUCCCAUCAGCUCCGCUGUAUGACGAAAUCAACUACUCUGGUGUGGUGGAUGGGAUGCCACCUGCGAGCCGACCGCUUGUUGGGAUGGACAGAGCUGUGGAGAGCAGCCACCAAAAGGGGAAGCGGAGCAAGUCUCCAGAUAGCACACUACGGUCUCCCUCGUCCCCAAUCCACGAGGAGGAUGAAGAGAAGCUUUCCGAGGACUCUGACUCGCAGCCAGCACUGAGCGGGGGUGAACUGGUCCUGAGAGAGAACAGCUCUCCAGAAAGUGUGGCAGGGGAAGAGAUUGAGGAGGCCUCAUCCCUGCAGCAGGGUAGCCGCCCGCCCUCUGUUGAAGAUGUCCUGCAGGACAGCAGCUGCGGCGAGCACAGGAGCCUGACGCAGUCGGAGAGUGACCCUCCGGUAGACGUCUACCUGCCAGCACUGGGUCCUGAUUCCUGCUCUAUUGGUAUAGAGGAGUAAGCUGGCUCAUCCGACUUCACCAAGACGCUCCCCGGCCGCGGCACCAGCAGCCCCACGCAGCCCCUUCUCUUCGAGCAGACACGUCUUCACCUGGAGGACGAGCAGAGCCUCUCGUGAGCGGGGGCCGGACCUCCCUGCCCACGCCACCAGACCCCAGAACCCACGCACAGCCUCUUCCCCCACCUCCCCAGCAGGACUGGCCCAUGCUCACCACUCCGGGGAUGCAAUGCGGCGUGUCGCACUGGCGCGAUUUCAGCACAUACUGGCUUUUUUUAAAGACGUGCAUGUUUCCUGGCGGCGGUGGGUAGGGGCUGGCGUCGUGUUUUCACGUGGGGGGUGAGAGCCGAGGGUGGGGGGGUUCGGGGUUAAAAUCGGCAGAUGAAGGACACUACCGUUGUAUAUUUUGUACACACCGAGCACAGCCCUUUGCUGUCACUGCCCCUGUACAUAGCUGCGGCCCCCCACCCCCCCGCCUGUCCCGGCAGCUCCUCUGGGUGUUGGGGUGAGCCUUGCCGGGGCGCAGGGCUCCACGGAGGGGGGGCGGGGAAGGCCGUGGGGGUCAGCCCCGUCCCACCCCGUUCGGGGUGGGACGGGGCUGACCCCCACGGCCUCCCCCCCGCCUCCCCGCAGAGCCCGGCGCUGCCCACGCCGUGUGCCUUGUUCUGCUUCUGCGGCGG
This is a messenger RNA of Harpia harpyja (harpy eagle), 2453 nucleotides long. It is a transcript of the gene MGRN1, whose product is annotated as mahogunin ring finger 1. Gene Ontology annotation, molecular function: ubiquitin protein ligase activity. Gene Ontology annotation, cellular component: plasma membrane; early endosome; cytoplasm. Gene Ontology annotation, biological process: endosome to lysosome transport; negative regulation of G protein-coupled receptor signaling pathway; protein ubiquitination. The transcript has 18 exons. The record is from RefSeq and is a predicted model, not a curated record. The coding region runs from base 100 to 1776 and encodes 558 amino acids. NCBI's taxonomy places the organism in Eukaryota, Metazoa, Chordata, Aves, Accipitriformes, Accipitridae.